UGGCCCCACGUGUAGACAUCCCAUCCAAUCCUACCCAAUCGAACCCCACCUCCCAUCUUCAUCCUCUCUCUCCGCCUACGGGCUGUGAACGGAGACUCAUCUCUUUGCUGGCAUGCGUAGACGACGUGCAUCGAUAUACUACUAGUUGUUUAUACACAUGAAUUUCUAUAUAUACUGCGGCUGUUUACAUCUUUUUGAGUAAAUAGCAGUUUCUAGCUCGUUCCCCGUAUACGACACCGUAUGGUGGUCUCUUCUUCCCCUCCUCAACCACUUCAUGCUUACAGCCACAGCCACAGCCGCCGCCGCCGCCGCCGCUUCUUAGGUUUUGUUUGUUUGAUCACCUGUGAUGCCGCAGAAGAGACAGCAGCAAAACGAUUGCAAGGCUCCGUCGGACGGAAACCCUUCCGAGGACAAGCGCAGGAAACUCCCUUCUCUCAGAAAUGUAAUACUGGAGGUGAUGAGUUUGCGCAAAGUCCAGCUUUGCGUGGAGCCGGUCCUGGAGCCUUUGAUUCGUAAAGUUGUGAAAGAAGAAGUUGAAUUGGCUCUAAGAAAAUAUUUGAGCAAUAUGAAUUGGAAUACCGUGAAAGAGAGAGAGUCUUUUGAAUCAAGAAGCCUACAGUUGCAAUUCUUACCCAAAAUCUCUCUUCCUAUAUUCACCGGAUCUCGUAUUGAAGGAGAAGAUUGUAACACCUUAACAGUGGCUUUAGUUGACGGUCUUACUGGACAAGUUGUUUACUUUGGGCCUGAAUCCUCAGCAAAGGUGGAAAUUGUAGUUCUUGAGGGAGAUUUUGAUGGUGAUGAAAGAGGAAAUUGGACUCUUGAAGAGUUCAAUAAUAAUAUUGUUAGAGAGAGGGUAGGAAAGAAACCCCUUCUUACUGGCGAUUUAUUUUUAGCUCUCGAGGCGGGCAUUGGUUUAGUGGGGGAGGUUUCUUUUACAGAUAAUUCAAGCUGGACAAGGAGCCGUAAAUUUAGGCUGGGCGCAAGAGUUGUCGAUAAUUUUGAGGGAGUCAGAGUAAAAGAAGCAAAGACUGAAUCAUUUAUUGUGAGAGAUCACCGUGGAGAAUUGUACAAGAAACAUCAUCCACCAUCUCUGGAUGAUGAAGUAUGGCGGCUGGAAAAGAUUGGAAAAGAUGGUGCUUUCCACAAGCGUUUGAAUCGGGAAAAGGUCAACUCUGUGAAGGAUUUUCUGAUUCUCCUGUUUCUAGAUCCCACAAGGCUUAGAAAUAUCCUUGGCACAGGUAUGUCUACUAAGAUGUGGGAAGUUACUGUAGACCAUGCUCAGACGUGCAUACUUGAUCCUAGGUGGUACUUCUACUCUCCAGGAUCUCAGCAGAAAACUGGUGUGGUCUUCAGUGUUGUGGGACAAGUGAUGGGACUUCUUUCUGAAUGCCAAUAUACCCGUCUUGAUGAUCUGUCCGAAACUGAAAAGGAGGACACCCAUAACAUGGUAAUAGCUGCAUUUAAAAACUGGGAGAAAGUUGUCUCUUUUGAUAAUGAGGCCUCACUUAUCAAUGCCUCAGCGCACUUUUUCAGUAACAUUCUGCACACCAACUCAGCUGACAUUAAGGUUUUAACUUCUCAAGAGAUUGGCGGAUUCGAUUAUCCCCAAGUAAGUGUAUGUUCCCCAGAUAACAUUCCAUCCAUUUAUUCUAUGGGAAGUGUGAAAAGAUUGGAUGAUUUUGGAUUGCAUGAUAUCGACCAUUUGGAUCUUAGAUACGACGAAACUUUGAAUUUCCAUGGUCAAGUUGCAAACUCCCUAACCUGUGAACCCGAGUCUGUUACUCGAGCCUUCUCUGAGGAUGAGGGUAUGCAAUAUUUUGGUGCUGAUGGUUCCUUUCAAUCUGGGAAUUCUUGUUUUGAGUCGGAUUUACAUAGUGCUGUCAAUGGAUUUCUACUAUCUCGUUCUGCGUCUUUUGCUCAGAGGAGAUGGACGAUGGUAUUCAGCGUGUUGAAGUGGUUCUCAAUACGGAGGAUUGUGGCCAAUAAAACCCAUGUCAGAAGAUUUUGUUGAUUGGCAACCCAGAAAAUGAAAUAUUUUCAUAGAAAAAAUGUAACUUGCUUUGUAGUAUGUGCUGCCCGAUAUCGUGUGCAGUUGUAGGGUCAGAGGGAGUUUUUCGCUUGCUGUGUAAAGAGUAUGCUGUACAACUAGUAGUUUAAGGCAUGUUUACUGUUGGUUUGUAGGUGGUUUUGGGCUUGAAUUGAGCUGUAAAAUGAGAUAAUGGAGCUUUCAUACCAUAUCUUCAAAUUCAAGGGAAGGAUAUGUUUUAAAGAAA
Messenger RNA from Rhododendron vialii, 2273 nucleotides. RefSeq names its product calmodulin-binding protein 60 A-like. The record is from RefSeq and is a predicted model, not a curated record. The coding region runs from base 347 to 2011 and encodes 554 amino acids. Gene Ontology annotation, cellular component: nucleus. Gene Ontology annotation, molecular function: DNA-binding transcription factor activity; calmodulin binding; sequence-specific DNA binding. The transcript is spliced from 7 exons. Lineage: Eukaryota; Viridiplantae; Streptophyta; Magnoliopsida; Ericales; Ericaceae. Gene Ontology annotation, biological process: regulation of salicylic acid biosynthetic process.